AUGCUCCCCGUCAAGUACCUAGUGGCGAUCGUCGCUGCUUGUGCCUCGCACACGUGCGUAGUGAACGGUGGGGGCUAUCAUGGUAUAGUCCAGGAAGAGUUGGUACCUACGCAGACCCAAGUGGAGACGCCGUGCCCUGAGAUCAAACCUCUUGUAGUCGAGACCGACGUACAUGCGCUGAAUUCGACAGCGACGCUGCACCCUGAGCUGGUUGCAGAGGUCCCGACGCAAGGAGAAGAGCACGUUCCGGUGCAAACCGAUGUGGCCACUUUACCUGACUUGCCCGCUCCUACUCUUCACGCAGACGUAGAAAGCGGGACGCCAAUGGUGGAACAACCCACACAGGAUGGAGAGCAUGUCGAGGUGCAAGUUGAUGUGACCCCUUGUCCUGAGUUGCCUGUACCUACUCUUCAUGUCGACGUGGAGAGCGAGACGCCAAUGGUGGAAGUACCGACGCAGGAUGGAGAGCAUGUCGAGGUGCAAGUUGAUGUGACCCCUUGUCCUGAGUUGCCUGUACCUACUCUUCAUGUCGACGUGGAGAGCGAGACGCCAAUGGUGGAAGUACCGACGCAGGAUGGAGAGCAUGUCGAGGUGCAAGUUGAUGUGGCUCCCGAAUUGCCCGUACCUCCAAUCCAAACGCAGACUGACGCAGAGACCCCCGUGAUGGAAACGCCCGUGCAUGAGGAAGAGCACGUUGGGGUGCAACCCGAGACUCCGGAUCCGGAUGUGGCUUUGGUGCCAGAGACAUCACCUCUUCAAACAGAGGAUACGUCAGUGCCGGAAACAGUGCGCGAAGAAACGGUCGGAGAGUACCCGAUCCCUGCACCAAUGGUCCCGUGUCCGGCAUUCACGUUGGUACCAGAGACGGCGCCUGAAGAGAUGAUCGGGGAAUACGCGACACCGGCGAUGGAGACGCCGUGUCCAGUGUUCACGUUGGUACCCGAACUGGAGCCUUCUCGUGUCGAGACAACAAUUGAGGCGCACCCGGACCUGACGCACGUCCAGCAAGAAACUUCACCUGAAUCAGACACGCCCAUGACUGGUGACGUCCUGGAGCCUCACUUUACUGGAGCCCAAGUGGGAAACUCGGGCACAGAGCAGACGGAUGAAGUGGUUGUGGUGGAAGACAGCACGGGCCCAAUGCAGUUGGCGAUGGACCAAAUGGAUCAAAGCGCGAGCCCAAUGCAGUCGGCAAUGGACCAAGUGGAUCAAAGCGCGAGCCCAAUGCAGUCGGCGGUGGACCAAGUGGAUCAAAGCACGAGCCCAAUGCAGUCGGCGAUGGACCCAACGGAUCAAAGCACGGGUUUCUUCGAUACCGGAGUCGAUGCCAUUGUUGAGACUCCGGAGGACGUGGCAGAUGCCAUCACGGCUGACCCGACGGAUAUCAUCACGACCAACUGA
Messenger RNA from Hyaloperonospora brassicae, 1401 nucleotides. The record is from the annotation of a GenBank genome assembly. NCBI's taxonomy places the organism in Eukaryota, Oomycota, Peronosporomycetes, Peronosporales, Peronosporaceae.